AUGCUCACGAUGUCACGAUGCUCACAAUGCUCACGAUAUCACGAUGCUCACAAUGUCACGAUGCCCACGAUGUCACGAUGCUUAUCCCCGGCGCCUACCCUGCGGCCCCGGCGCCUACACUGCGGCCCCGGCACCUACCCCGCAGCCCCGUUGCCGACCGUGCUGGCCCCGUCGCCUACCCUGCAGUCCCGGCGCCUACCCUGCGGCCCUGUCGCAUACCCCUGCGGCCCCGCCGCCGCCCUUCCCGGCCCCGGCGCCGCCUCUGCUGGCCCCGUCGCCUACCCCUGCGGCCCCGGCACCGCCCUUCCCGGCCCCGGCGCCGCCUCUGCUGGCCCCGUCGCCUACCCUGCGGCCCCGGCGCUGCCUCUACCGGCCCCGCCGCCGUCCCCACGCGGCCCUGCCGUCACCACCGAGCCGCUGGCGCCGCCGACCUUCUGCCGAGCCGCCCGAGCCACCUGA
This is a messenger RNA of Closterium sp. NIES-65, 459 nucleotides long. The record is from the annotation of a GenBank genome assembly. Lineage: Eukaryota; Viridiplantae; Streptophyta; Zygnematophyceae; Desmidiales; Closteriaceae.